Cladophialophora immunda is the source of this 650-nucleotide messenger RNA. RefSeq lists its product as uncharacterized. Gene Ontology annotation, biological process: tRNA processing. Lineage: Eukaryota; Fungi; Ascomycota; Eurotiomycetes; Chaetothyriales; Herpotrichiellaceae. The record is from RefSeq and is a predicted model, not a curated record. The coding region runs from base 100 to 579 and encodes 159 amino acids. The transcript has a single exon. Gene Ontology annotation, cellular component: nucleolar ribonuclease P complex.
AACCACUCACCCAACGCAAGACCACCAUGUGAAUAUUACCAAGUCUCUUGGAGGAUGAGGCUCCGAAAUCAUUGUUGAAUCCCUCCGGAAACUCCCACCAUGGGUAAAUCGAAGCCCCCCAAGAAGGACUCCCAGGUGCCACAAAAACACCUUCACUCCAGAUUAUCCUACCUCCAUCAGGCCGCAACAUAUUUAGCAACAGUCGGCAGCCAUAAUGGACAGCAGAAAGCCACCAAGUCUGCGGAAUGCACAUGGUCUGUGGCGGAUAGGGAUUUGACCAAUCAAGGCUCCGUCGAGGCCACCCGACUACUGAUGCACCUCCGAGGAGUCUCUCGAAAGUCCCAGAUCCGGAUUGCUCCAAGAGUGAAGCAUUCUAUCUGCAAGUGCUGCGAUGUACUCUUGAUUCCAGGGGAAACGAUGACAGAGAAGCUUGCGAACCCGAGCAAAGGGGGCAGGAAAUCAUGGGCAGACGUGUACGAGAUUCAUUGCGACAAAUGCGGGACUAUCAAACGGUUUCCUUGUCGAAGGAAGUCAAACCAGACCGGGCGGGAAGAGGCGAAACCUGUUGCAGAGGCCUAGGUCAAAAUAAACAUUUGCAUUGAUUCCAAUCAUCCAGCUUUCCGUCGCCUCAAAUUCCAAGUUGCCCAUGC